AUCUCGUAUAACAUAAGCAUUAAUGCUCUUCAGAACAGCAACAUAUCUUUGCAAACCAAAUAAAUUACAUCUCAUUUGUCGACGUACACUUUGUGGAAUGGAUGUUCUCCAAAGAAGACAAGACGAAGCUGAACAAACAGUCGCCAUCUUAAAGCAACAGCUUGUCAUCCUGUCAAAAUUAGCAGAGCAAAAACAGAAAGAAAAAGAACAACUUGAGAUCAACAAAUUGACAAAAGAAAAUGAGUGUUUGGAAAGUUCUUUAAAAAAACUUAAACAAGAACUAAAAUAUUAUGAAGCACAAAAUGGAGUUAAGAGUAUUCCUAUUCCACAAAGGACAGAGGUUAAAACCUCUGUAGCUACUUCUGAAGUUAAAGAAGAAAAGAAAGUGACAGAAGAAGAAAAGCCAGAAAAAAAGAAAGAGAAGAAACCAAAGAAAGAAAAAACACCAGCUAAAAAUUCGAACGCAUCAGGUCAUGCAGGAAAGCCUGUUGAUGUAUCUCGUCUGCAUUUUAAAGUUGGAAAGAUAGUGGAUGUCCGUAAGCAUCCUGAUGCAGAUACGCUGUAUGAAGAACAAGUUGACUUAGGUGAAGGACAGAAUCGAACUGUUGUUAGCGGAUUAGUGAAACAUUAUACAUUAGACGAAAUGAGGGAUCGAUUGGCAGUAUUCAUGUGUAACUUAAAACCACAAAAAAUGCGUGGUAUACUAUCUCAAGGAAUGAUCAUGUGCGCCUCCACACCUGAAAAAGUCGAAAUACUAAAUGUUCCAGAAUCAGCCGUGCCUGGAGAUCGUGUUUAUUGUGAAGGAUUCACUGGUGAAGCUGACACUCAGUUGAAUCCGAAAAAGAAGAUUUGGGAAACCGUACAACCCGAUCUUUGUGUUGAUGCUGAUGGCUAUCCAGGCUACAAAGGCAAGGUGUUCACUAUUGAGGGUAAAGGAAAAUGUAAAGCACCUACAAUGAAGAGCUGUCCAAUCAAAUAGAUGUAAUAUUUACUGUCCUGCAAAGAUAGGCGCGUUGUUCAAAUUCA
Hydractinia symbiolongicarpus is the source of this 1026-nucleotide messenger RNA. Its product is annotated as aminoacyl tRNA synthase complex-interacting multifunctional protein 1-like. The transcript is spliced from 10 exons. Gene Ontology annotation, molecular function: tRNA binding. The coding region runs from base 23 to 979 and encodes 318 amino acids. The record is from RefSeq and is a predicted model, not a curated record. Lineage: Eukaryota; Metazoa; Cnidaria; Hydrozoa; Anthoathecata; Hydractiniidae.